CUUCAAAAACUGCAGCCAUUCAGCUAAGAAAUAAAAUCCCAGUCUCCUCGUUCGAAUCUCACCGACCUCGGCGAGUGUUGAGGGUUUUCCUUUUUAUUUUUGUUGAUUCGUUGUUGAGAUUUUUAUCGUGAAGAUUUUCGCAUGGAGUCGAUUGGUUGUAGUUUCACUUCCUUAUCGCUUCCGCAAUUUAGGGCCAAUAGUUUUUCGAUUCAGGAGCUGUUGUUUGGUCCUCGUCGGAGGCCUCCAUCGCCGAUUGUUCAUGCAUCGGUUUCUCAGAGCUUUCCGGCGUCUUCUCGCUUUCCGGAGCAGCGGAAAUCUACUUCUCUUUCCGCUAGCGGCACCUUGAUGGCCAAUUCCGCGCCGUCGAGAAGUGGUGUAUACACAGUUGGUGACUUCAUGACUAGGAGAGAGGAGUUGCAUGUCGUAAAGCCCACAACCAGUGUCGAUGAAGCAUUAGAAAUUCUGGUGGAAAAAAGGAUCACGGGAUUUCCAGUAAUUGAUGACAAUUGGAACUUGGUUGGCGUAGUUUCAGACUAUGACUUGUUAGCGCUAGACUCCAUCUCAGGUGGUGGAAGGACAGAUCCAAGUAUGUUUCCUGAAGUUGACAGCUCCUGGAAAACAUUCAAUGAGGUACAAAGGCUCCUCAGCAAAACGAACGGAAAGGUGAUCGGCGAUUUGAUGACACCGGCACCUCUUGUCGUUCGAGAAACCACCAAUCUUGAGGAUGCUGCUAGAUUAUUGCUUAAGACAAAGUAUCGCCGGCUACCAGUGGUAGAUGCCAAGGGAAAGCUGGUUGGAAUUAUUACAAGAGGCAAUGUGGUAAGAGCUGCUCUACAAAUGAAGCAUGCCCAAGAAAACUGAACAUCAUUUUCUCAAAUCUUGCAUGCUGUUAGGUUAGCACACAGGAUUCUGAAGUGCAAUCAUACAGUUUUGGCUCAUGAUUAUAUGAACAUCAUCAUGAUUAUAUUGUGUUGUAGUUGGUGAUUUGAGCAAGCUGUAGAAGUUGGGAAUUAGGUAUUAGACCAGACUUUUAAAGUGUCAAAUAGGCAUCAGGCUAUUCAAUGUUUGUAUUUUUCUAGUACUUUUAAUGCUCAAGCUUGAAAUUAAAUCUUUGUAUUUAAUACAAAAUUAAAAUUCUAAACAUUUAUUGCUUUGGGUAUGAA
Molecule: messenger RNA, 1163 nt
Organism: Cucurbita pepo subsp. pepo (vegetable marrow)
Lineage: Eukaryota; Viridiplantae; Streptophyta; Magnoliopsida; Cucurbitales; Cucurbitaceae
Product: CBS domain-containing protein CBSX1, chloroplastic
Source: RefSeq, a predicted model, not a curated record